UCUUGGGGGCGGUGGGAAUUCCACGCUUGAUUUUACAGAGUUGUGUUGAAAAAUGACUGCUUUUUGGUGUUGGAAAAUGACCGAAUCUUGGUGUUGGAAAAUGACCGUUUCUUGGUGUUGGAAAAAGACCGGCAUCCCUAGCGGGUCCAUGUAACCGAAAGGGGUCGAAAAACGACAGGAUACGACAAGCAAUCUUUCCAAAUCGCUAUGUUCAGGCCGGUGAUGCGGCACAGGCGCGGCACUUGCUGGUCAGGGCGAAGCCCUUGCCAACACCUUCUUCGCUUGUUUUUAGUAUGUCGUGGCUCCCGCCAGCCGGGGUCCAACCCAGCUUAAAUUGCACGCAAGGAUGAGCUGAAGGAGGGCGCUCAGAAAACGGUGGAAGCGCAGGGCCCAGAGGGGCAGAGCCCAGCUCAGAGCCAGAGCCAGGCAACAUCUCAAGCUUCGAGAGAUUCUAGAGAGCGUCUGGCAAAAGAUGCCAGAAUGAUGAGCGAUCUAGGGCUGACUGAAGACGGCUCUGAGGACGAGGCCAAAAAAGCCAAGGACCGGUCAGCUCUACACCCGUCGUCUAUGCUGGGAAAGCAGGCGCCAAAGCGGAGCAAUCCUUUGUCCCGAGGCAGAGGUUCCGGAAUCAUUCAGGCUGGAGACAGCUUUGUCGGACCUGGAGCUGGCAUUUCAAGCCUGUCGAACCUUUCCGGCACAGGGUCGAAGCCGCAGAUCUCCGAUUUAAACAAAGGUCUUACUCAGGUCCCGUCGCUGUCAAAGUUGAAAGCAGCCCGCCCAAAGUCGUCGCAUCAGCUAUUUGGAGGUCCAAUCGAUUGGGGCCAGAAAGAAGACUUUCGCUAGCGAGAUAGCUGCAGGCUUGAAGCCACCUGCAUUGCGCUGUUCAGACAUGCAGGGGUUGAGGUUAAGAUCCAGUACCAACAACUAUCAGCAGCAUACCGUGGGUAGUGUGAAAGCGGGCAAGCCAGAUUUUGCGACUUCGGUAUUAACAUGGUUAAUUGGUCCUCACCCUGUAUGUUGCGUGG
Molecule: messenger RNA, 1025 nt
Organism: Cladocopium goreaui
Lineage: Eukaryota; Dinophyceae; Suessiales; Symbiodiniaceae
Source: the annotation of a GenBank genome assembly